Protopolystoma xenopodis is the source of this 378-nucleotide messenger RNA. The record is from the annotation of a GenBank genome assembly. NCBI's taxonomy places the organism in Eukaryota, Metazoa, Platyhelminthes, Monogenea, Polystomatidea, Polystomatidae.
AUGCAUAAGUACGAUGAGAAACAGGCCAGCCUGGAGCGUAUUAAGCAGCACCUUACCGGUCGACUUUCUCUUUUAAAGAGUGAUGAAGAGGAGCGUCUGGCGUGCGCUUUGUCCGAAAAAGAGGCUGCUUACGAGGCCGAGGUGGAGAAAAAGUCGACGAAGGCGCAGAAACAAAUGGGAGAGAUCAUGGCCAACCUGAAAAUGGCCCGAGAGCGAAUCAGUAAUGAGAAGGAAACAGCCCGAAGAGAAGAUAUAGAGCUAUUAGAGAAGCGAUUGGAGGAUGACAAAAAGAUUAGUGAGUACCAGGAGCAGAAAUUAGUUCUCAAAAAAGAGGACGCCAAGAAGCUCGCAGAAACGUAUCUCGAGCAAAUGCUUUAA